Messenger RNA from Talaromyces marneffei, 1068 nucleotides. RefSeq lists its product as uncharacterized. The record is from RefSeq and is a predicted model, not a curated record. Gene Ontology annotation, biological process: NADPH regeneration. NCBI's taxonomy places the organism in Eukaryota, Fungi, Ascomycota, Eurotiomycetes, Eurotiales, Trichocomaceae. The transcript has 2 exons. Gene Ontology annotation, cellular component: cytoplasm. Gene Ontology annotation, molecular function: nucleotide binding; oxidoreductase activity. Bases 1 to 1068 code for a protein of 355 amino acids.
AUGGCACCAAGGAAGCUCAAGAUCGGCGUCGCCGGCUGUGGUCGUAUGGGGAAGCGGCACGCUAUGAACUUCUUCCAAUCGGUACCUCGAGCAGAGUUAGUGGCCAUAAGCACCCCAGACGCUGCGGAGCGAAAAUGGGCGGAGGCUCAGUUGGGUCCAUCUGGAGUAUCCGUUUACGAAAGCUUCGACGACAUGCUGAGGCAUGAGGGCCUUGAGGCUGUAUGCAUCGCGUCGGUGACAUCCGUACACGCAGAUCAAGCAAUCAGCGCUAUCGCAGCCGGCAAGCACGUGCUAUGUGAGAAGCCUUUGGCAACAAGUGCGGAAGUAUCACAAACGGUGGUGGAUGCGGCGGCCAAACGGCCGGACCUCAAAGUCAUGUGCGGCUUCUCACGACGAUUCGACGAGUCGUAUCGAGAUGCUCAUGCUAAAAUGGAAGCCGGUCUGAUUGGACGGCCUUCUGUCUUUCGAAGCCAAACAUGUGAUGUUUUAGAUCCGUCGGGCUUCUUCGUGGCAUACGCCCAGUUCAGCGGUGGCAUAUUUGUGGACUGCUCGAUCCACGACAUUGACCUGGCACUAUGGUUCUUCGGUGAAGACAGCAAGGUCCGGUCCGUCUCGGCCGUUGGCAUCACAGCGGUGGAGCCUGGGCUGCGGGAGCACAACGACCGAGACAACGCGGUAGGCGUUAUCGAGUUCAUCGACGGGCGCAUUGCCUAUCUGUUUGCCUCACGCAUGAUGGCCAGCGGCCAGGAAGAUUCGACCGAGAUCAUCGGCACGAAGGGCAAGCUAACAGUGAAUUUGGUCCCUCAGGACAACUUGGUGCGUAUUUAUGAGCCCGGUGGUAUUCGCCACGAGCUACCGCAGAACUACUACGGUCGGUUUAAAAACGCCUUUGCCCGUGAGGCAGUUGAGUUCACGGACUGCUGCCUCGACGACAUCGAGGUGCCAGUGAAGUUGGCGUCUGCGGUAACAGCCGUGAGAAUCGGCGCCGCUCUCCAGGAAUCUAUGAUCACGGAAAAUAAGAUUUGGUUCGACGAUGCGGAAAAUACCGCGGAGCAAGCCCAGCUGUAG